AUGGGGGCGUACCGACCUAGAUCAAGUCAAAACGCCUCGCUCUCUCAAUCGGCAAAGGAAACGCAGACGCAGAGAACGACUUUGCACAUCGUGGUGGCGUUACCUCUUGACUUCCUACACACCACAUCUCUCUCUCUCUCUCUCACGCUCGGCCUGACCUAAUCCAAGUCAGCCCAAUCGAAGCACUCUUCAAUCACACCCACUACUACCACCCCUCAAUCUAA
Messenger RNA from Microbotryum saponariae, 224 nucleotides. The record is from the annotation of a GenBank genome assembly. Lineage: Eukaryota; Fungi; Basidiomycota; Microbotryomycetes; Microbotryales; Microbotryaceae.